Rotaria socialis is the source of this 2613-nucleotide messenger RNA. NCBI's taxonomy places the organism in Eukaryota, Metazoa, Rotifera, Eurotatoria, Philodinida, Philodinidae. The record is from the annotation of a GenBank genome assembly.
AUGGCAUCAUCUAGUGAUAAUGAUGAUAGCAGCUCAAGUGAAAGUGACGAGGACUGUGUGUUUUAUGAUGCUAAUAGUAGCCUAUCGAACAAUGAAAUAGAAAUUAAUCCACUUCAAAGAGAACCUCGAUGGCGAGUAUCAUCGAAAGAUGAACUAUUGAAAAAACCUGAACAUUUUUGUACCAUUUCAUUCACUGACAAACAAUUGAAAGACAUUGAGAGACGUGAUAAACUUCAACGAUUGCGUGCUCAAGACAAUUUUAAUAGUCGAAAUAAUCAAAAUUUUAAAGUGAACUAUACACCAGAAUCGCCUUCAGUUGUAUCGUCAUCAAAAGUAGAAGAAUUAACAACGAAUGAAAAUUUAUCAUCCAAACUUGAUCUACUUAGAGAACAUAUUGAUAGUGAAGAAAUAAUAUGUGAAAGAAAGAACUCAGUAUCUGCAAUUUCCAAAGAAAUUUUAACAAAUUAUUCAACCAAACCCUGUGAAUUUUACCAACAGUAUUCAUUACCUGCAACAUCAGUACGUGGCACUGGCGGAUAUUAUUCAAACAAAAAAUCUAUAGCUGCAAGUAGUGAGCCAUGUAUAGUUGAUCUGAACAAAAUUGAUCACAUAACAAAAUUCGGUGAAUUAUAUCCAAAUAGUCAAAAAUUAAAUGAUGAUGAAAUCCUUCGACAACCAAUUGUACUCGAUCUUGAUAGUGGAAAAUAUAUUCCUUUAAGUGAUGCAAAUCCAAUGACGCAAAAAAUAAUAGAACGCACCAAUAGAGCUGGAAGUAUUAUAACAUUACGCCAUAAUUCAAUAUUAAAUAGUCGUAAUAAUUUAAGAAAGUCUUCAUUAGAGAAUAAUAAUACUUUAAGUAAAUCAGAUAUGAAUCUUACAAAUCAAAAACAUGCAACAGUUCAGGAUGAUGAAAUUGAAUCAACAUCAUCAGAAUCUUCAAGUACAAAAUCAAGUCGAACAACAGGUAUGUCAUUAUCGUCUGUUACUGAUAAGUCUUCGGUAUCUACUAUACAAUCACCAAUGUCUAUAAAAAAACAACUAAAAAAUAUAGUUAUAAAAAGAUUUUUACGCAAGAAAAAAAUUAAAAAAGACUUCGAUCCUAAUAAUUUACCUGAGAUUGACGAUGAAGACGAUGAUACUGAAAGAUUAUUGAUUAAUGAUGGUUCAAAUGGAGAUCUAAAAUAUAAAUCAUCAAGAUAUUUAAAAGAACAAACACAAUUUGAUAAAACACAAUUAUUACAAACUAUUGUUAAUGCUCAUAUUGGACCGAUUUGGUGUAUGAAAUUUUCACCUGAUGGUUAUCUACUAGCAACCGGUGGUCAAGAUAGUUUACUUAAAAUUUGGCUGUUAAAAUCAGCUCAACCUCAAUUUCAUGAUUUUUCUCAUCUAACGUCAAAUCUAUCUAAACAGCAAAAUGAUAUGUUAAGAAAUCGAUUUAAUGAAUUUCAUAAAAAUAUCUCAUCCGAAACGAUAACACCAACAACCAAUGCAAAACUUGGUCUUAAUGAAAUGCAAGUUCCACUAUAUGCAAAGCCAUUUUCUGAACUUAUUGGUCAUCAAGCACCAGUGCUUGAUGUUGCUUGGUCAAAAUCUUUGUUUCUUCUUUCAUCAUCAAUGGAUAAAACUGUUCGACUAUGGCAUAUCACUCGAUUAGAAUGCUUAUGCUAUUUUCUUCAUGUGGAUUUUGUUUCAGCGAUUGCAUUUCACCCACGUGACGAUCGAUAUUUCGUAUCAGCAAGUUUAGAUGGACAUAUACGUCUAUGGAAUAUACCUGAUAAGCGUGUGGUUCAUUGGACAUUAAUACCAUCUCAAGCAUCAUCUCAAAUAACUCCAGCUGAAGCUAAUUUAAUAACAGCUGUUCAUUUUUGUGAUGAUGGUCGUAAAGUAACUGCUGGAACAUUUGAUGGUCGAUUUUUAUUUUAUACUGAUUCAUUACAAUAUGAUACUGUAAUAAAUAUUAGUGAUAAAGAUGGUAGUCGAAGUAAUCGAUCGAGAAAACGACGAAAACCAUCGAAAAUAACAGGCAUUGAAUCGAUGAAUUCACACAAUUCAAAAGUAUUGAUUACAUCAAAUGAUUCUCGGAUACGUCUAUAUAAUAUUCGCACGAAAGAAAUUGAACGUAAGUAUCGUGGUUACUCAAAUACAUCAAGUCAAAUACGAGCAUCGUUUAGUUAUGAUGAUCGAUAUAUUAUCAGUGGUAGUGAAGAUUCUUGGUUUUAUAUAUGGAGAACAGAACCAAAUAAUAAUGGUAGCGAUUCACCAUUAAAUGCUAAAUUAACACGAAAACAACGACGUUAUUUCGAUCGUGCAUAUGAACGUAUUCGAGUUCAUAAUACAAUGGUCACAUCUGCAAUCUUUGCCCCGAAUCCACAUGUAAUAAUGAAUUAUCUAUAUUCAUCUUCUCCGUCAUCCCCUUUAAUCAACCGUUCUGUAAGUUCAACACCAACAACACCAUAUUUAGAUCAUAAUCGAGCCCGAGUAACUGGUGCAUGUGCUUCAUCGAAUUCAUCCGAAGCAUCAUUCGCAAUGAAUAAUACAGGAUCAAUUUAUAUGAUGGUUACAGCAGAUUCGAAAGGUCAAUUGAAACUGCUUGUUAAUCGUUAUCAUCGUUAA